AAAUCUGUACUUUGUUCUUUCAUUGUAUGCAUAAAUACUAAUUCUUCUUUCUUUACAGAUAAUGAUUACAUUGAUGUCCCAAAUUCUAGUUGCAAGUCCAACAAAUCCAACUCCUUUUAUCUGUGUGACAUAUGUCACAAACAAUUUGCAAGCAGCCAUUUUAAUAGACAUUACCGUACACACACUGGGGAACGCCCAUUCUCUUGUGCAGAAUGUGGCAAACAUUUCUCUCAAAAAGAAAAUCUUCAGCGACACAUAAGAAGCCAUGAAGGAUUGAAACCAUUUAAGUGUGCCUUUUGCUCUAAAAGCUUUGUUUCAAAACAGUGUUUAUUGCGCCAUGCACUCUCUUUACACAAUUCGAUUUUAAAUUUUCUAUAUUUUUCCAAUAAAAUUCUUUGUAUUUCAGGAUAUUCACAUUCUAAUUCUAUUAACCUUGGCACUUUACAUGUUUGUAACAUAUGUAACAAACAGUUUGCUACUAGGUAUUACCUGAGCAGGCAUCAAGUGAUACAUACUGGUGAGCGUCCUUACAGUUGCCUAGAAUGUGACAGAAGUUUUUCUCAAAAAGAGAAUCUGCAACGACACAUGAGGAGCCAUUCUGGAAUGAAACUAUUUCGGUGUAAUUUUUGUACUAAGCGUUUCAGUACUAAGCAAAGCAUGUUGUAUCAUGUGGCUUCUAAGCAUAAUAUCUAUGACAUUGAAUUGUCUACUUUUGGCUACAUUUAUGAGGGUAAUGUGCUUCAUGUGUGUAAUAUCUAUAACAAGCAAGUUGGUGUCACGUUUUUACUGAGUAUAGCUUGUUCCAGUGACAUUCAACUGUCUGCUUCUGACUACACUUAUGAGGAUACUAUGCUUCAUGUGUGUAAUAUCUGCAACAAGCAUUUUGGUGCAAAAUCUUUACUCAUCAGGCAUUAUCUCAAACAUACUGGAGAACGUCCUUAUAACUGUAACCAUUGUUCCAAAACCUUCCGUCGAAAAGAAAAUCUUGUAUGUUUGAAAAGUUUCUUGAUUUUUAUAAUUCUUUCUUUCUUUAUUUUAGUGCAUCUUCAUUCUAGUAAUGCUGCCGAGUCCAGUUUCAGUUCCUUUACUGAUAUUUCUGCUAUUCAUCAGUGCAAUGUGUGUGGCAAAAUAUUUCCCCACCGAUCGGGCCUUAAAAUGCAUUCUCUUACACAUACUGGAGAACGUCCUUUCAAAUGUAAAUUAUGUAACAAAAGUUUUUCUCAAAAAGGGAACCUCAUGAGACAUGUAAUUACUCAUCAUCAUUCGCUUGGAAAACUUCUCUACAGUACCAAUUAUUUGUGUCUAAACUAUCAAGUUUUGUUUUCCCUUCUUUUAGUGAGCAAAUAUUCCAGUAAUACUUUAGAUUGUUGCUUCAAUGCUGAGAUGAAUGCUUUUGUGUGUUAUGUGUGUGGCAAAUUAUGUCCCAGCAAUGACAGCUUUAAAAUGCAUUUUAAUUUGCAUACUGGAGAACGACCUUUCCCCUGUUGUGACUGUGGCAGGAGUUUUAUCCAGAGAGGAAACCUCAUAAGGCAUCUCGCAAGUCAUGAGAAAGCAAAGGUCUCUUCUAAUGAUCACAGAGAUUAUCUAACAUGUACUGGUGAAAGAACUUACAUCUGUAAAGAAUGUGGUAAAAGUUUUUCUAGAAUAUCAAAUCUCAAAACGCACGUAAGAAGCCAUACAGGAGAACGACCAUAUGCUUGUAAUAUCUGUUUAAAAAGCUUUUCAACUAAACAACGCUUAUUGACUCACAAAGUUUCACUGCACCAAUUAUGCGAAGAAUAAUUGGCAUUCACUUUAUAGGAAAUAACUUUAAUGGUUUUGUAAAAUAUUUUUCUUUAGUUCAAUACAAUAUGGUAUUUAAAUUGCACUAUAUUUGAUGUAAUCCUGAUUGCAAAAGUUCAUUCUCUGUAUAAAGUGCUUUAUACUCUGUAUAAAGAGUGUUAUACUCUGUAUAAAGAGUUUUAUACUCUGUGUAAAGUGCUCUAGUUGCAAAGGUGCCCACUAAUCUAUAUUAUGAUUAUCCAUGAUUAUUAUGAUUUUUUAGUCAAAAUUAUGUUCUUGAUAAGUAUUUUUCUUUAGUUCAGUAUAAUAUGGUAUUUAAAUUGCACUACAUUUGAUUUAAUCCUGAUUGCAAAAGUUUAUUCUCUGUAUAAAGAGUAAAAAUUCUACCAAAACCUUAUAAAUUUGUGGUUUGUAGCCAGUAUCGAAAAAAAAUUAACACUCGAGUACUAGUUUUUUUACUUCAUUGUAAAUUCAUGAAUAUAAGGUAUGUAUUUACAUAGAAUUAAGCAGUAACAACUGCUUGAAAUUGUACUAAUUUGAAUUUGUUAACGUUAUAUAUAUUGUAUUUCUGAUUACUGAUAGCUAGUUUGAAAAGUUGUCACCUCUCUUAAAUGGACAUUGUCAUGUAAUUGUAAUACAUUAUAAUUAUUAAUGUUAUUCAAAUAUUACUUUUAAUAUCAAGGUGUUUAUCUUAAUGCAAAAGUGCUCUGUAAAAUGUAAGUGAAAUAAUGUUGUUAAUAUUAUUUUUAAUAACGAAAUAAAACUAAAUUCAUAAAAUUUCAUUGUUCUUUUGUUAAGAGUCAAAUACUUUAAUUUUUCACUUAAAGUUUUAUCUCUUCACCAUUUAAUUCUAACAUUUAAUAAUGCAACGGAAGGUUCCGUAACCAAUCCCAGUCAUUUCAGAAAUUUCUUUCCCGGAAUUUUUAGCGCCAGUAAUUUAAUCCUUCUAAACUCUGAAGCUUCUUUCUUAUCUAUUUUUCCUAGAUAGGUUUCAAAAUACUGGGACAAAAAUUAAUAAACACUGAUUUAAUUUGUUUAAUAUGUAAGUAUUUAUUUAUAAUUAUUAUUUUUGUAAUUCUUCCAGGGUGUGUUAAUAACUGAUAAUUGUGUUUAAAAGUUUUUAAAUCAAGCUUUAUUUUAAUCAUUUUAUAUUCUCUCUUCCUUUUGUUCACACUGUAACUAAAUGUUGUACAGAAUAUUUUUGAUUUAUUAUCUUUUAUAUGUGUUAUGACAGAAAUAUGUUUAGAAUACAACUUGUUCGAUUCUAAAUUUUAAGUUGACAGUUCUUACUCAUCUGAUAAAAGGAAAAUAUGAUGUAAAUGUAACAUCUGAUAACAUGUUAUAUUUGAUAUAACAUCUGAUACAAUGUUACAACUGAUAUAGAUUUUAUAAAACUAUUAAAAACUUGUUUUUGUUC
Molecule: messenger RNA, 3199 nt
Organism: Parasteatoda tepidariorum (common house spider)
Lineage: Eukaryota; Metazoa; Arthropoda; Arachnida; Araneae; Theridiidae
Source: RefSeq, a predicted model, not a curated record